CCAAGAGUAUGAGCACCGAAGAGACGUCGGCUGGCACGUCAGCCGCAGCUUCAGGAACGGAUGCGCAUCCUCAGUCGGACCUGCCGCCAUCCUAUGACGUGGCUCGUGGACCCGAAGGAGAUACUGGAUCGCCUCCGGCCACCAUCGCCCUCCUACAAACAACUCGAUCGUGUACUUACGCGUCUGGAAAACGUCGAAGCAGAGGUCAACAAUCAGCGUGGCGAGCGCAAUGACACGCUCGAUGCUAGUCGCCGUGCGCUCGUUGCUAGUCGUCAUGCGCUCGAUGCCGUUGUCAGCACCGGAGGCCAGCGCAUUGCAAUGCUGGAUCAGCGCAACAUAAUCAUCGAAGUGCGCAACAGGAAGCUCGCUGCGCGCAACAGAAUCCUCGAUGGGCGUAAUGCUGCAAAUGGAGCAGCUCUUCGCUCGGUCAAAGCGGUAGGCGACUGUCUUCUCGAGCAUUUCUGGAGCGCUACGCGACACACUGGGCAUGUGGAUCGCAGAGGCCAACAGACCGAGGCAUCUUUGCGCAUCGCUCAAAAGCAGCAAUUUCUCUUCCAGUGCAUCGUUCUGCUAAAUUGGUAUCGAUCUUCGUCCCCCGCAUUGAUCUACGAUCAUGCGAUUGCGCUCCUUGUUGCGCUGACGUUCUUGAUCAGUCUUUGGCAAUGCCUCGCUUGGCUCGCCAACAAAUUCACUCGUGCGCUGGCCAAGUUUGACUUGGUGCCCGACGCGAGUCGCCUCUGAAGUAGACUUAGCUCGCCGCACAUAGGAUGCUUCAAAGGGGUCACAACGAGCACUCAAAGUCUCGGCUCAGGUGAUCUUUUUCUCAGAAGCCGUACGCCAUCAAGAGAGGAGAAUGACUUCAUACAAGCUGCCAUUUCCGAAACGAGUAGACGGUCCUCAUCCCGCUAAACGCAAUGCGUCGAUCAAACCCUCUCAAGCCCUGUGUAAUCCGAUCGACCUCAACGAGGACAGUCUGUGUGAGACCUGAUCUUUCGCAAAGGCUGCUUCGCCGCGAACUUCAAGUCUGAGACCCGCUCAAUGAGGUGUGAAGUUGGCUCCCGG
This is a messenger RNA of Ceraceosorus guamensis, 1062 nucleotides long. RefSeq lists its product as hypothetical. The record is from RefSeq and is a predicted model, not a curated record. Bases 94 to 741 code for a protein of 215 amino acids. The transcript has 3 exons. Lineage: Eukaryota; Fungi; Basidiomycota; Exobasidiomycetes; Ceraceosorales; Ceraceosoraceae.